Molecule: messenger RNA, 529 nt
Organism: Cuscuta campestris
Lineage: Eukaryota; Viridiplantae; Streptophyta; Magnoliopsida; Solanales; Convolvulaceae
Source: the annotation of a GenBank genome assembly
GAUCUUGUGAGGAAAAUCCUGCGGAGUCUCACACCCGAAUGGAGGUCAAAAGCCGAUGCAAUCUACGAAUCCAUCGGAGUCUCCAACGUCACCAUCGACGGGCUAAGAGGUAACCUUAAAACCUAUGAAUCUACUAUUCUAACCCCAUCUUUGGAUGAACAAAAGAAAAAGGGGAUAGCUCUCAAAGCCACCAAGGAACCGGUGGAAGAGGCUUCAAGCGAUGACGACAAUGAAUUCGGGCUCGUCAUCAAGAAGUUCCACAAGUUCAUGAAGAAGGAAUUUGAGCGGAAGGGAAGGAGGCACGACGGUCCUCCCAAAUGCUACGGCUGCGGCGAGAUUGGCCACAUCAAGCCAAGGUGUCCAAAGGCCAAACACGGCAAGGACAAGCCUGGCUUCAAGAAGCAAAGGGCCUACAUCUCUUGGGGUGGCGAUUCUGGCGACGAAUCAACCGACCAAGAGGAGGACGAAGCUGCAAAUCUCUGCCUCAUGGCACACGAAGAUCAAAGCGACGACGUCCAAGAGGUAUGUA